AUGGACAUACUCGAGAGAAUUCGCGGAGGCGGCGACAAGCCGGCCGCGAUGGAGACGCCCCGGAGGCCGGAGUCGUGGGUGGAGAUUUCAGAGUCCGUCUCGCGGCUCUGCAGCUUCGACGCCGGCGGGGGCGGGGCCGUAUCUGUAAAACUUAUCCAGGAUGACAGGAUGGCACAUGAUAAGUUGGUUGAUUCUUUCUUGAACAAGUUUUUUCCAUCUGGUUAUCCAUACAGUGUGAAUGAGGGUUACCUAACAUAUACCAAAUUCCGAGCACUCCAGCAUUUUUCUAGUGCUAUGCUGCAUGUGCUAUCGACCCAGCAGUCUUUAUUAUUUGCUGCAGGUCUACGACCUACCCCUGCGCAAGCAACGGCUGUAAGUUGGAUUCUAAAAGAUGGAAUGCAGCACGCAGGAAAACUCAUCUGUAGCGGCAUGGGGGCAAGAAUGGAUUCAGAGCCAAAGAGUUGGAGGAUAUUUGCUGAUGUUCUCUAUGAUUUUGGUACUGCCUUGGACUUCAUUUCACCACUGUGUCCGCAACUUUUUCUUGAAGUGGCAGGCUUGGGAAAUUUUGCGAAGGGAAUGGCUGUGGUUGCUGCCAGAGCGACAAGGCUACCAAUAUAUUCAUCUUUUGCGAAAGAAGGCAACCUUAGUGACUUGUUUGCUAAAGGGGAAGCCAUCUCGACACUUUUCAAUGUUAUGGGGAUAGGAGCUGGCAUUGGAUUAUCAUCUACAGUAUGUCUAACGACUCAAGGAAAGCUAAUCAUAGGCCCAUUGCUUUCUGCUGUGCAUAUAUGGGGAGUGGUGCAAGAGAUGAGAGCAACUCCUAUAAACACACUUAAUCCACAAAGAACAGCAAUGGUGGUGGCUGAUUUUAUCAAGAGCGGAAAGGUUUCAAGCCCAGCUGAGCUAAGAUACAGAGAAGAUCUUCUGUUCCCUAACCGGUUAAUAGUAGAAGCGGGAAGCGUGAAAGUCGGGCAACCACUUCGCAGGGUUUUGAGCCCACGGCGUGUCGAAGAGCUGAGGUCUAUUUUCCCAAACGAGAAAUUUCUGCUCACCCAAAAAAGCGACAAGGCGUACAUGGUUCUUGAGCAGAGCGCAACCGGGGAGGAUGCGCUGAGGGGGUGGCUGGUCGCUGCCUUCGCUUCGGAGAUGGAGAGAUCAGGCGCUGGACCACGUGACACGGUCCUGAACGACGCCUAUCAGAAGAUGGAGAGCGUGUUCCCCGUGUUCGUUUCGGAAGUCAAGAGCAGGGGCUGGUACACAGGCCAGUUCUUGGAUGGAAAUCACAGUCGGAUCGCGUACGCGAAAUCUGAAUGA
Messenger RNA from Triticum turgidum subsp. durum (durum wheat), 1314 nucleotides. NCBI's taxonomy places the organism in Eukaryota, Viridiplantae, Streptophyta, Magnoliopsida, Poales, Poaceae. The record is from the annotation of a GenBank genome assembly.